Molecule: messenger RNA, 2036 nt
Organism: Corvus hawaiiensis (hawaiian crow)
Lineage: Eukaryota; Metazoa; Chordata; Aves; Passeriformes; Corvidae
Gene: SPSB3
Product: splA/ryanodine receptor domain and SOCS box containing 3
Exons: 7
Coding region: 200-1327 (375 amino acids)
Biological process (GO): proteasome-mediated ubiquitin-dependent protein catabolic process
Cellular component (GO): SCF ubiquitin ligase complex
Molecular function (GO): protein binding
Source: RefSeq, a predicted model, not a curated record
GCUGUCAGCGCUCUCGGCUCUGCUUUGGGCUCAGCUCCCUGGAGCAAGGAGCGCUCGGGACCGCGGUCCCCGGCCCGGGGCAGCACAGGGGGCUCCAGCCACAGCCGGCAAACGCCACCCGCCCACCUGGGGCCCCGUCACGACCGGGGACGGACUCGAGGCGCCGGGGCUGGCCCGGCAGCCCAGCGGCACCGGCGGCAUGGAGCCCGCACGCACCAUGGCAGAGCUCAUCCGCACCUCCGCCGACGCCUACCUGUCUGGGAGCAGCAUGGCGCGGCGCCCGCGGAGCAGCCGGGCCUGGCACUUUGUGCUGAGCGGGGUCCGGCGCGAGGCCGACGGCCGGGCCGGUGCACGGGGCUGGGGCUACGACUCCGACGGGCAGCAGCACAGCGACUCGGACUCGGAGCCGGAGUUUUCCUCCCUGUCUCCCUCCAUCCCGAGCGCCAUCCCUGUGACUGGAGAGUCCUACUGCAACUGUGAGAACCAGAGUGAAGCUCCCUACUGCUCCAGCCUGCACGCCCUGCACCGUGUCCGCGACUGCCGCUGCGGCGAGGAGGACGAGUAUUUCGACUGGGUGUGGGAUGACCUGAACAAGUCGACGGCCACCCUGCUGACGUGUGACAACCGCAAAGUGAACUUCCACAUGGAGUACAGCUGUGGCACGGCCGCCAUCCGCGGCAACAAGGAGCUGGCAGAUGGGCAGCACUUCUGGGAGAUCAAGAUGACCUCCCCGGUGUAUGGCACUGACAUGAUGGUGGGAAUUGGGACGUCCGAUGUGAACCUGGACAAGUACCGUCACACCUUCUGCAGCCUGCUGGGCAAGGACGAGGACAGCUGGGGACUCUCUUACACAGGACUGCUGCAUCACAAGGGAGACAAAACAAACUUCUCCUCGAGGUUUGGCCAGGGCUCCAUUAUUGGGGUGCAUUUGGACACGUGGCACGGGACGCUCACAUUCUUCAAGAACCGCAAGUGCAUAGGGGUGGCAGCCACCAAGCUGCAGAACAAGAAGUUUUACCCCAUGGUGUGCUCGACGGCGGCCAAGAGCAGCAUGAAGGUGAUCCGGUCCUGCGCCAGCUGCACGUCCCUGCAGUACCUGUGCUGCUUCCGCCUGCGCCAGCUCCUGCCCAACUAUGUGGACACGCUGGAGGUGCUGCCCCUGCCCCCGGGACUCAAGCAGGUGCUGCACAACAAACUGGGCUGGGUCUUGAGCAUGAACUAUAGCACGUCGAAGCCUUCCUCCUCCUCGUCCUCGGGGAGCGACUCGGACAGCUCGUGCAGCUCGGAUGCGGAGGCCUGCCAAAGGAAGAGGUGCAGGAGGACAUAAUGGCUCUGCACACCAGGUGGGUGGGGGUUUGUUGUGUUGUCUGUGAGGGCCAGCCAAGCCUGAUGCACCUCUUCCUUCAUGGGGACAUCCAUUUCUACGUGUUGGCAAAGAUUUCUCCAGUGCUGUGGAAAUCUUUGGCCUCGACAUCCAUCGCAGGCAUUUAGAAGAGUUGCUGGCUCCAAGAGAUGCCAGUUCUGACACAAGAAAAUUGUGGUGAAAUGUCUGAGCUUCAUCUCCUGACUUGCUAUGGAAGCCAGCACCUCUUCCUGAAGGAUCUCUCUUCUCCCUGUUGGCACAGACAACAUUUAAGAAAUUGGACUUGAUGACAGGAGUUGGACUUGAUAAUCUUUGUGGCUCCUUUCCAGCUCAGGAUAUUGUGAUGAUUAAAGCGGCCUCCUGGUUGGAGUGUACUGGAUUCCAGUCAGACAACGGACCUGACUCAUCGAGACACAAUCCCAGGCCAGUCCUCUCCUCUCUGUGUGUGUAGGUUUGGUGUCUGCCAUGACCUCGUCCCGCUCUGGGGCACAACAGAGCAGCAGCUGGAGGGAAAGGGCCCCCAGAGACACUGCUGGGAGCAGGUACAGGAGCUGAGCUGUGGGUGGUCUUCCUCGAGCCCCCGGGGACUUUGAAUUGCUUUGCAUGUUGGUUCCUGCUGCUUCUCCUCUGUCCAAGACUGUGUUAAACUGUAAUAAUAAAAGUAGAAGCUGUC